UCACAACCUCAUCUACCAGUCGAACAUUGUGUCCUGAUUCAGCUGAGUAAGAACGGAAAAACGUCCUCGCCCAGCUGAUCCUGGACCAGACUGCACACAGAAACUGGUUCCUCACGUCAGCUGAGAGCCGGAGGUCUGAGGAUACGUGCAGGUCUGCAGCCUGCAGCAGCAGGAGUCCUCAUCACAGUGUCCACUAUCAAAGACUGGCCCCGCCCCCAGCCGUCCUCCAGGCCCGCCUCCAAGCUCCAGCAGCCAAUCAGAAGAGCCCUGUGCUGCAGCCCUGAGCUAUAAAAACCCUCCCAAUGCUCUGAGCAGCAGACAACAGACAGAGAGAAACAGGAGCAGCUCAGACUGGAACAGACUCUCAGCAGACACAAAGAUGAAGAUGACGCCUCAGCUCCUCAUCCUCCUGGUGACCAUUCUGGUGCACGCUGCAGCGGCGUUCCCGUCAGACAGGCGAGCCGUGGCGGGCCGGGACAAGCACGCCUCCUGGGACGACGUGAACGUGGUGGCCCACGGCCUCCUGCAGCUGGGCCAGGGCCUGAAGGAGCACGUGGACAAGUCCAAAGCCCAGAUGAGGGACAUCAACGCCCAGCUGAAGGCCUUCAACAGCUCCGUGGCCCAGCUGGAGAGGAGGCAGCAGGAGCAGGACCAAGCUCUGCAGGCUAGAAAGGUGGAAGAAGUGAUGGUGAAGGUGGAGGAGGAGAAGAUGCAGAGCGAGGAGAUCCAAGCCAGGAUGGACAGGCUGGAGGACAAGGUGGAGGAGGCGCUGAAGGAGCAAACACUGGACAGCAACGACAGCGAGCACACGGGAGUCUCUUUCAUCCAGAAGCUGGUUGUGGCUCAGAACAGACGCAUUGACCAGCUGGUGGAGAAAAUCAAGCAGCAACAAGACAAACUGGAGAAACAGAGUCUGCACCUGCAAACGCUGCAGAGCAAGGUUGCACACAAGAGAGUGAAAUCACACAGACGGAGAGAUGAAGAGACGGCUCUGAGAGGAGAACCAGCCGAGCAGAGCAGAGACGCAGCAGGUCUGGCUAGAGACUGCAGCCAGCUGUUUGUCCGAGGUCAGAGAGCCAGCGGCGUUUACACCAUCCAACCAGAGAACAGCCAGCCGUUCAACGUCUACUGUGAGAUGACCACAGAAGAAGGAUGGACAGUGAUCCAGAAACGUUACGAUGGAUCUCAGAGCUUCAACCAGCUGUGGGAGAGCUACAAGAGAGGCUUCGGCAGCCUGAACGAUGAAUUCUGGCUGGGACUGGAGAACAUCCACUCUCUCUCCAAACAAGGAGACUACGUCCUGCAGGUGGCGCUGUCUGACCAGGCUGGAGAGCAGCAUGAGGCGAGUUAUCGCUUCCAGCUGGACGGAGAAGAGAAGCAGUUCUCUCUCCACCUGCAGCAGGAGGAGGAGGCUUCAUCUCCAUCAGGGCUGCAGGAGAACAUCAUGACCAGCGGAGAAUCUGGACUUCCUUUCUCCACCGCCGACAGAGACAACGACCUCUCCCCAGACGUGAACUGUGCCCAGCUGCUCUCAGGUGGUUGGUGGUUCAGCAGCUGCGGGGAGUCGAACCUCAACGGCAGAUAUCAGAGAAGACAGAACACGCUCAGACAGCAGCAGCUCAGGAGACAAUCCAUGUUCUGGACGUCCUCAAAGGGACAAAACAGCUCCGUUAAGAGGACUCUGCUGAAGAUCGCUCCGGCCACCAUGAAGCAGAGAAACAGUCCUUAAACAGCAGAAGAUGAAGAAAACACGACUGUUCUAACUCCAGUUAAUGAUCUCCAUCAUGCUGGAUAAUCACAUAUUUCUAUGCUGUGUAUACGAUUAUUGUUCCGUCAUAUUGACAGUUGUUUAUUCCCUUCAUAAGGGAUCUUAAUCUUAUUUUGUAAUACUUGCUUGUAAUACUUCUACUUCAAUAAUGUACAGUGUAUUAUUUUCUACAUUUAUACACUUUAAAUAUUUUAUAUUUCAUUUAUAUGAAAAAGAUGAAAAUAAAGUUUGU
Centropristis striata (black sea bass) is the source of this 2000-nucleotide messenger RNA. RefSeq names its product angiopoietin-related protein 4-like. The coding region runs from base 380 to 1729 and encodes 449 amino acids. The transcript has 8 exons. Gene Ontology annotation, molecular function: enzyme inhibitor activity. Lineage: Eukaryota; Metazoa; Chordata; Actinopteri; Perciformes; Serranidae. Gene Ontology annotation, biological process: triglyceride homeostasis. The record is from RefSeq and is a predicted model, not a curated record.